GGCGUAAGCGGAAGUACCGAUGCUUGGAGGUGUAACUUUGGCCACCAAAGUUGACUGUGCGUUUGAUGUUGGGUUUCUGCUCACCAGUUUUAAAUACCAUAUUAGCGACCCGUUUCAUAAAAGGCACAGAAUGGGUUUUUUGCGCAGGUACGUAUAGCACACAAUGAAAUGAACGAGCCACUUCGAGAACAACAAGGCACUGACGGAAUUAUGCUGGUCAGAAACAUUAAAGAUGCAGCAACACGCAGUGUUGGUCGGGCAAAGGUGGCCCACGCAGUGGUGGUCAUCUUUUUGGAAUUCUUUUCCUGGGGUCUUCUUACAACACCAAUGUUGACUGUGCUACAUGAAACAUUUCCACAGCACACAUUCCUCAUGAAUGGACUUAUUCAAGGAGUGAAGGGGUUGCUGUCUUUUAUGAGUGCCCCACUGAUUGGUGCCUUGUCGGACGUAUGGGGCAGGAAGUCCUUCCUGCUGUUGACAGUGUUCUUUACCUGUGCCCCCAUCCCGCUGAUGAGGAUAAGCCCAUGGUGGUAUUUUGCCCUUAUCUCUGUAUCUGGAGUCUUUUCAGUUACCUUCUCUGUUAUAUUUGCAUAUGUAGCAGAUAUUACAGAGGAGAAUGAAAGAAGUACAGCAUAUGGAUUGGUAUCAGCAACGUUUGCUGCCAGUUUAGUUACAAGUCCUGCUAUAGGAGCCUACCUAUCUGACCAUUAUGGAGACAGUCUAGUGGUUCUGGUGGCCACCAUCGUAGCUGUAGCUGAUAUUCUUUUCGUACUCCUCGUUGUACCAGAGUCUCUGCCAGACAAAAUGAGACUGUCAUCAUGGGGGUUUCCAAUUUCUUGGGAGCAAGCUGACCCAUUUGCUUCUUUAAGAAAAGUGGGUAAGGACACCACAGUACUUCUCAUAUGUGUGACAGUUUUUCUAUCAUACCUUCCUGAGGCAGGACAGUAUUCCAGCUUUUUCUUAUACCUCAGACAGGUUAUUAAGUUCUCAUCAGCAUCAAUUGCAGCAUUUAUAGCAAUGGUUGGAAUAUUGUCUAUAAUAGCACAGACUUUGCUUCUAAGUGUGCUGAUGAAAAAAAUCGGUAAUAAGAAUACAGUGUUGUUGGGUCUUGGAUUUCAGCUGUUCCAGCUGGCCUGGUAUGGCUUUGGGUCAGAAACAUGGAUGAUGUGGUCAGCCGGCGCCGUGGCUGCCAUGUCCAGCAUCACCUUCCCUACAAUAAGUGCCCUGGUAUCCCACAUCACAGAUCAUGGCCAACAGGGUGCAGUGCAGGGAAUGAUAACCGGGAUUAGGGGCCUGUGCAAUGGGCUUGGGCCGGCUCUUUUUGGAUUCAUCUUUUUUCUCUUCAAUGUGGAACUGAAUGAGAUAGGGCCAAUGGACCAUGACCCAACUUCAGCUGUCAGUGUUGAGAAACCGGUCAUUCCAGGCCCUCCCUUCCUGUUUGGAGCCUGUACUGUUCUUCUAGCUCUGUGUGUGGCCUGCUUCAUCCCAGAACGUCACAGUGUGAUAGUGAAAACCUGCAGCAUACGGGUUUCACCUGUUAAUGGAACCCACUGUAACAGUUCUGCUCCCGGGAGUGAUGAGGACAUCGAGCCUCUCUUGCAGGACAGUAGCAUGUAGCUAACUGAUACUACCCGAAGCCUCACCUUUUUUUCAUUUUGGAACAUGUAAGAAAUAUAGUACAGAGGUGCAAGCAACCAUGUGAUCUGGAAUGACAUGAAAUGGUUAUAGUCUAGUCAUAUACUUUUUAUAUAAUGUAUUUGUUCCAAUUCUGUCUCAAAAUGAACAUUUUUGAACUUUUAAAAUGUUUUAACAUAAGGUAAGCUUUGCUUAUGUUUGCCAGCUGAGAUGUAUUAAUGUUAUGCUCUUAGUCGAAAAUGUGCCUUCACCUUGCAUUUGCUGGCUAUUUUUUUUUCAUUCACUUUCUGCUGAAUGUAUAUUAUAUGAUGUACCAUAGGUCACUGAUGAUAUCACUUUCAUUUUUAAAUGUGUAGCACUGUAAUAGUUGUCUAUUAAAGAAACCAUGAAAGACAAUCUUUAUAUGGAAACUAUAAUAAUUACAUUUCUUAUAUAAGCUGUUAUUUUAUUAGAUAUUGAGCUUUCAGACAUAUCCAUGUCCAUAGUUUGGUUUAAUUUAACAACCACUAUGUGACUAGUUUGACCUAUCAACUGAAUGCACAAGGUGUUGUCAUAUCUGCAGUUUAUAUAAUAGUCUAUUGUAUAGAGAUAUUGGCAACUAGGAACUGUAUAUGAAAAGUAUAUUGUAUACAAGCUGGCCUAAAUAUUUUGUCAGAUUGUAAAUUCUUGAACUGUUACAUGUAUAUGCAAAAGGGGAGAUUUAUUCCCCUAGGUAAUUCUAUUUAACUCUUCUUGUUUACCCUCUGCUUGUGUUCACACCUCAAAUAAUAACUGCUACCUCAAUCUGUAAUAUUGAGCCUAGCUCAGCUCUAUCUCCAUUAAAAAAAAAAAGAUAUUUGAGUGAUAAGAUACCCAGUAGCAUUUCUUAUUAUUGCUUUUACAUAUGCAACCUAGACAUUCCUGAUCAGGUAUUUGUUGUUGAUGCGUGUUAUACCUAUUCAAAUGCCUACUGUAAGAAGCAACGCUGUCUAUUCAGACUUCACAGUAUAUCAAUAAAAACACAAUUAGAUGUUUUUUCUACAAUAUUCUCUAAUGUACAUGCUACUAACAAGCAGUACAAAGUUGUAAAGCAAGUUGUGAAGUCAGUCACAAGAUUCCAUUUCAUAGUUUGUUUUACGUGCUUUUCACUUAGUUAUGUUAAAUAAUCAUUGCAAUUGUAAUGUUUAAUACAGUAUACGCCUCUUUAA
Tachysurus fulvidraco (yellow catfish) is the source of this 2822-nucleotide messenger RNA. RefSeq names its product major facilitator superfamily domain containing 14Bb (gene slc71a2b). The record is from RefSeq and is a predicted model, not a curated record. Gene Ontology annotation, molecular function: transmembrane transporter activity. Gene Ontology annotation, cellular component: membrane. Gene Ontology annotation, biological process: transmembrane transport. The transcript is spliced from 12 exons. NCBI's taxonomy places the organism in Eukaryota, Metazoa, Chordata, Actinopteri, Siluriformes, Bagridae. Bases 169 to 1617 code for a protein of 482 amino acids.